GGUCACUCCGUGCUUACAAUCAGCCGGCUCUGAGUCCCCAAUCAGUUGUCCGCAAUGAAAGGCUCAACGGCGUCGGUAUCGCCAAUGGUUGGCCCUGGCCGCUCCCCUUCCCUGGAAGCGUGCCUGUGCUACUUACUGCACGCCAUCAGCAUACUCACCGCCCUGCUCAUCAUCGGCAACGGCCUCCUCGUCAUUGUCUGGUACGUGUGGGGCCCCGUGCUCUUCUUCGUCAACUGGGUGGUGGCCGUGGCCCUCCUCUUCUUCGGCGGCCUCCUACUUGCGGCGGACCUCAAGUGUGUAGAAAGGAUGGGCUAUUUCCCCUUCCUCUACUCAUGUAAGCAGCUGGUGCAUCGAUGGGAUGGUCUCUGUCUUGCCUGCAUACAGUGCGUGUGUGUCGAUGUGGUGUCUUGCAGCUGUCGGCCGGGGCCUCUUCAUCAUUUUGUGCGGCCUGCUGUCGGUCGAUCUUUCGACACUCUUCGGCAUCGCUGCUGGUGGCCUGAUCACCGUGCUGGGCGUCGUCUACUGCCUUUUGGGCGGGUGCUGGCUGCAGGGCUGCCCCAAGCCGCUGCUACAGAGGAACGAGCGGGUCAUAUGUCUCACCACGCACAUCAACUUCAUCGACUUCUGACCCGAAUGCCGGCUCGCUCUCGACAAUGUGUGUGUGUCCGUAUGAUGCAUGGAUGCGACUGCAUGGCCACCGA
Vitrella brassicaformis is the source of this 701-nucleotide messenger RNA. The record is from the annotation of a GenBank genome assembly. Lineage: Eukaryota; Vitrellaceae.